AGGGGGGGGGGGCGUGUUUUUUUCCCCCUUUCCUUUCGGCCCUGAUGGAGGCAAAUGGGGAAGAAGAAGGAGCAGCGGCGGCGGGGUUCCCGAGAGCCCGGGACCGUUACUUGCCCCUUUCCUCGGCCAGGGGGGGACGGUCAUAACUUCAAGUAUCACUGAAGCAACUAUUUGUUUGGAAAAGUUUGGCUUAUUCAUAACAGUUCUGAUUUUUACAUGGCACAAUUGCAAUGAAGAAGAGAAGAAGGCUUAAUGUAAAUGUAGAUGACAAAAUACAUCUUGGUCAGCCAAGGGAGCAAACGGAGAAGAUUCCCCUAACAGAAGACUCUGAACAGGAGGCUCGUGUGGAUUCUGCGGAAGUAGCUCCUGGAGACCAGCUGACGUAUUCCAAAGAACUUUCUCUGCUGCUCGAUCAAAGAAAACUUUUAACUUCUUUGCAGUACAAUACAAAUCUACUGAAAUAUUUAAAUGAUGAUCGACAGAAGCAGCCGUCUUUUUGUGACCUUCUUAUAAUUGUCGAUGGAAAAGAAUUUAACUCCCAUAAAGUAGUAGUUGCUGUUGGGAGCAGUUACUUCCAUGCUUAUUUGAGCAAAAAUCCAAACACAAAUGUUAUUACCUUGGAUCAUGUAACGCAUUCAGUUUUCCAUCACCUGCUUGAGUUUCUUUACACAUCACAGUUUUUCUUAAAUAAAAAUGAAAUACCUUUAGUUUUAGAAGCAGCAAAAUUUUUAGAUAUUAUUGAUGCAGUUAAAUUGCUAAAUAGUGAAAAUGUUUCCAUUUCCCAAUCUGAAGAGAAAACAAAACCCCCAUCUCGGCUAGAAAAGACAACUGAACAAACACCUAAAACAGCCAACAAUCAUCAAUGCACUUUAUGUAAUCGUAAUUUUUGCUACAAGAAAUCAUUAGAAAAUCAUUUGUCCAAAGCACACAAAUCUCCUGCACGGAACAAAGAGCAUGGGCGAAAAAUGGUUGAGAAGUCAGUAAUUUGUACUAGACGAUCAGUGAGAAAUCGUAAAUGCCCAGCCAAGUUUGAUCAGAGUGACAAUGAAAGUGGCAACACAUCAGAUACCAAUCUAGAUACAGUUGCUCCUAGUAAGGAGAGCAAUGGAUCCGAGGACAGUGGAAGUGAAUACAACACUGAUGGGCAGGAAGAGGAAGACGAUACGGAGUCUGAAGAACACAGCGAAAAAGAAUGUGGUGAAGAGGCCCGUGAGCCAGAUGGCCCAGCAGGAAAUGUUUCUGAAGACAAUCUUUCCACCUGUAUCCCACCUAUUCUUCAGAAUAGCAGCAAAAAAUGCUUGCAGUGUCCUAAGUGUGAUAAAAGUUUUGAUCGACCAGGGAAAUUUGAAAGCCAUGCUCGAGUGCAUACGGGUGAAAAGCCUUUUGAAUGUGAUAUUUGCGAGCAGCGUUAUUCAACCAAAUCUAAUUUAACAGAACACAGGAAGAAACACAACAGUGCAUUGGAAUUUCAUAAAAAGGAACACAAAUGUUCAUAUUGUAACAAACUGCACGCCACCAAAAAGACCCUGAUAAAGCAUGUAAAAAGAUUUCAUCCUGAAAAUGUACAAGAGUUUCUAUCUACCAGGAAGAAAAAAAGUGAAGGAUGGAAAUGUGAGAUUUGCAAUAAGUCUUUCACCCGAAGACCUCACUUGGAAGAACACAGAAUUCUUCAUACUCAGAACAAGCCUUUCAAAUGUACCUAUUGUGAAGAGCAUUUUAAAUCCCGUUUUACGAGAUUGAAACAUCAAGAAAAGUUCCAUUUAGGACCUUUUCCAUGUGAUAUUUGUGGUCGCCAGUUUAAUGACACUGGAAAUCUGAAGCGCCAUAUUGAAUGCACUCAUGGAGGAAAGAGAAAAUGGACUUGCUUUAUUUGUGGAAAAUCAGUUAGAGAAAGAACAACUUUAAAAGAGCAUUUGAGAAUUCACAGUGGAGAAAAACCACAUCUCUGUAGCAUUUGUGGACAGAGUUUUCGUCAUGGAAGCUCCUAUAGAAUCCAGGAACAUAGUGUUCGUUUAUAUUUCACAAAAUAAUGGACUGCUGAAAGGAAAGGAUGUCUGUUUUCACCAUGACUGGUUAGAGAUGAAGAGGAUGUAUGCCAACAUAUGUGGCCUGACUGUUAUUUGCAGAACAGAUAUUCCAUGAAUGAAACGGCUUCUACUCAUGGAAAACACUGAGGUACACCAGAAUGCAACGAUUUUCUCAUGGAGGAACUGCAUAUUUUAAAGUUAUUUUUUUCAGCAGCCAAGGGUCACAGAAUGUAGAUCAGUGGUGAAAUUAGUGGUGGAACCAGGACACAGUAAACUCAAUUCCAUCCCCCCUCCCCACACACACACCUUCAAGAUAAUAAAUUUAAUUUUAAAAGACAAGUUAAGCCUAUGAGCAGUUUAUUUUAUUUUAUAAAUCCUACUUUUCUCUCUGAGUCCCAGUCUUGGCGACAUAUAUAUUAUCAUGACCUGAUGAGCCUUGGACACUGAUCCCUAAUUUAUUUAUUUUAUUUAUAUCUUUCCUUUAUUUUAUGGAGCUCAAGGUGACUUACAUCAUAUUCCCUUCUAUUAUUUUCUCCACAAUAAUCUUGUAGGUCCCCCCCGACCUGUGAAUCACC
Molecule: messenger RNA, 2602 nt
Organism: Thamnophis sirtalis
Lineage: Eukaryota; Metazoa; Chordata; Lepidosauria; Squamata; Natricidae
Source: RefSeq, a predicted model, not a curated record